AUGGCGGACGACUUGGAUGUUGACUGCGACGACUUUGAAAAAACCCUCAAGGUGUGCGUGGUCGGGAAUGGCAACGUCGGCAAGACGAGCCUCACAACUCGGUACGCGAAAGGACGGUUCACGGACAACUACAAGAAGACGAUCGGCGUCGACUUCAUGGAGCGCGUCUUGUCGAUCGAUGGCGACGACAUUCACUUGAUGAUCUGGGACACGGCCGGCCAGGAAGAGUUUGACACACUCACAAGCCGGUACUACCGCGGCGCCGGCGCGGUCGUGUAUGUGUUUUCGACAGUCGACCGAGAGUCGUUCGACGCGCUGCCGUCGUGGCAGCAAAAGGUUCUGGACGCGUGCGGGUCGUCGAUUUGCCAGGUGCUUGUGCAAAACAAGGUCGACUUGAUUGACGACGCCGUCAUAACCAAAGACGAAGUGAACGACAUGAAGGACGACAUGCGAGUAAAGCUCUACCGGACGUCCGUCCAAGAAAACAAAAACGUCGAGGAAGUGUUUGAGUACUUGUGCCGGCGGUAUCUCAAGAAAAAAGUCCCCGAGAAUGCGGCGGUCGCGGACAUUGGCGGCGCCGCAUCGCCCCCCACGCGGAAGUCCAAGCAAAAAGCGACAUCGAGUCGCCACACGUCCCAGCAUGACAAUGACGACGACAACUUUGUCCGCCGUCCAGUAGCGAAAGCUGUGGCAACACCCAAGUCGGAUCGAUUCAAGAACGACAACGACGACGGUCUGUCGUUCGAUGACAUCCGCGUCGCGCUGCCUGCCAACGAAGACGCAAUCCAGCGCAUGGACGAGGUCGACGAGAAAGACGACCAACCGACCGAGCAUACCGCGUCCCCACACCGCCCGAAGGACGAACAUGGCUAUAAUCGGGACCCGCGGUGGUCAGAUAUCCCUGCCGCCGCUUCCCCAGCCAUGGGAGGCCCCAUUGAACCAAGCAAACGCCGCACGAACGGGAAGAAGAAAACCGGGUGUACCGUUUCCUAA
Aphanomyces invadans is the source of this 993-nucleotide messenger RNA. RefSeq lists its product as hypothetical. NCBI's taxonomy places the organism in Eukaryota, Oomycota, Saprolegniomycetes, Saprolegniales, Verrucalvaceae. The coding region runs from base 1 to 993 and encodes 330 amino acids. Gene Ontology annotation, molecular function: GTP binding; GTPase activity. The transcript is spliced from 4 exons. The record is from RefSeq and is a predicted model, not a curated record.